Molecule: messenger RNA, 1044 nt
Organism: Mizuhopecten yessoensis (Yesso scallop)
Lineage: Eukaryota; Metazoa; Mollusca; Bivalvia; Pectinida; Pectinidae
Exons: 4
Coding region: 1-1044 (347 amino acids)
Source: RefSeq, a predicted model, not a curated record
AUGGAUUUGGAAACAUAUUCUAAAAACAUUACAGAUUUCAUCACUGGAAGUUACAUCACCUCCGCCAUUAGGCUGGGAAAGGACCUGGGACUUUUUGAUGAGCUGAAACGACUUGACAAAGCCGUCUCUUCACAGCAAUUAGCAGACGCCUGUAAUUUGAAAGAGAGGUAUGUUCGGGAGUGGCUGGGCUGUCUUGUAUCCGCCAGGAUCGUGUCGCUUGAUGAGUCUGACAAUUACUAUAUUCCUCAGAAACUCAAGCCGGGACUUAAUGCUGUCAGUUUAACAUUUUUCUUUCCUUUCAUGGGUACUUUGACUGAAAAAGUAAAGAACUGCUUCAGAAAAGAUGGUCCUAAAGGUUUAAGCUUCGGAGAAAUGCCCUCGGAUUUAGUUGAAGCUAUUGAUGAAAUAACAACGGAUCCUGAAUCGGUGGUCGAACAACUCCUUUUGCCUAUUACUAAACCCAUAAGGUCGAUUACUGCCAUACUCGAUCUAGGGUCUGGGAGAGGAUGGGUCACGAGAGCGUUAAGCAGGCGUUUUCCAUACAAACACAUAUACGGUGUUGACUUCAACGAAGAUGCUAUAACAAAAGCGAAAGCAAUGUCCAAAUCCCAAGGUAUCAAAAACGUGACGUUUGUGAAAGAAGAUGCGACAUCUUUGCCAGCUGACUGGACCGGCAAGUUUGACUGGGUUGUCUUGUUUGAACUUUUGCAUGGUCUGCCAGAUCCUGUAAAUGCCAUGAAAGAAGUUCACCGCGUCUUGAAGGACGACGGGGUCGUGUCCAUUGUUGACCCAGACUUACACAGUAAUGUAAGGGAGAACGUUGGUGAUCCGAAUAUAGCAGGUAUAGAGUAUGCCCUCAGUCCCCUGAUGUGUCUCCCGGCUAGUUUGUCGGUAGAGAAUUCAACAGGCCACGGAUGUGGCUGGGGAACAGAAAACAAAGAAGCAUUUUUGACCAGUUCUGGCUGGCGAGUGAAGGACAAAAGUAACAUCGAUGGUCCAUUCGCUUUGAACUUUACGUGUGUCAAAGGAUCCUUUGAAACCUAG